Ipomoea nil (Japanese morning glory) is the source of this 1108-nucleotide messenger RNA. RefSeq lists its product as uncharacterized. The transcript has 2 exons. Bases 5 to 1108 code for a protein of 367 amino acids. Gene Ontology annotation, molecular function: protein dimerization activity. The record is from RefSeq and is a predicted model, not a curated record. NCBI's taxonomy places the organism in Eukaryota, Viridiplantae, Streptophyta, Magnoliopsida, Solanales, Convolvulaceae.
GGCUAUGAUGGAGCAAGUAAUAUGCGAGAUGUUGAUUGAUUCAAUUUCUGCUGAUACAAUUGAAACGGGAAUUGGUUUGAAUCAAGAAGCAGUUUUACAACGUCCUGGUGAUACACGUUGGGGAUCUCAUUAUGGUGCACUUGUGAGCAUUCUGAAAUUAUUUUCUCCGGUGAUUGAUGUCCUUGAUGGAAUAAGGCAAGAUCCAAAACAAAGGCUAGAAGCAUUUAGAGUAUUGAAGAAUGUCCUAUGUUUUGAUUUUGUAUUCUUUUUGCACUUAAUGAAGGAUGUUUUAGCAAUUACCAAUGACUUGUCACAGGCAUUACAGAAGAAAGAUCAAAACAUUGUGAAUGCCAUGAGACUAGUUGAUGUCUCAAAACAAAGAUUGCAAAUGAUGAGAGAUGAUGGGUGGGAAGCUCUUUUGCAAGAAGUAUCACUAUUUUGCAACAAGCAUGCAAUUCCUAUACCUAAUAUGGAUGAAGUUUAUGUAGUUCCAGGAAGACAUCGCCGUAAUGUUGAAGAAAUGACUCAUCUUCAUAGGUAUCAAGUUGAAAGAUUUUAUGUGGUCUUAGAUCUACAACUCCAAGAGCUAAACAAUCGUUUCAAUGAGAAGAGUACAGGGUUGCUUUUAUGCGUGACACGUUUUGAUCCAAGGAAUUCAUUUGCUAGGUUUGAUAAGGAUAAGUUAGUUCGAUUGGCACAGUUGUAUCCCAAUAAUUUUUCUGAUAUUGAGCUUGAAUUACUACAUGACCAACUACAAACUUAUUUUGUUGAUGUAAGUUCUGAUCCGGCUUUCUCUAAAUUGGAUGGCAUUCAUGAAUUAGCUCAAAAAAUGGUGGAAACUAGAAGACAUUUGGACUAUACAUUGGUGUAUUUGCUUCUAAAGUUGUCUUUGAUCCUACCGGUUGCAACUGCUAGUGCGGAAAGAGCAUUUUCUGCUAUGAAGUUAUUCAAGACAUCUAUACGCAACCGGAUGGGUGAUGAUUUAUUACAUGAUUGCUUAGUGUCGUAUGUUGAAAAAGAAAUUUUUGAUCAAGUUUCAAAUGAAGCAAUUCUACAACGAUUUCAAAAUAUGAGAGAGCGUAAAGGAGUAUUACCUCGUAGUUCAUAG